UGGCUGCACUUAAUCCCUGAGUGGAUACACUGACAAUAAAUAGAGAAACAUUAGUUUCUUUGCACAAAAUGAGCAGGUUACAUAUUCAGUAACCUUCAUGUGAAUCAUCCAAACAACUUCAAACACUUUUUUUAAAUAAGGAUAUUUCAAGUCUGGUCUUGGCCAAAAUGAGUGAAACUCCUUCUACCAGUUUUUCCAUGAUCCAUCCAACUUCUUCUGAAGGUCAAGUUCCUUCUCCUAAAGGUCGAGUUCCUUCCCCUCGCCAUAUGAGCAUCAUUCAUCCUGUUGUGGCCAAAAGAAUACGUUUCUACAAGAGCGGAGAUCCACAAUUUGGAGGGGUAAGGGUCGUGGUCAACCCUCGUUCCUUUAAAAGUUUUGAUGCUCUGCUGGAUAGCUUGUCAAGAAAGGUACCUCUACCUUUUGGGGUGAGGAACAUCACCACCCCUCGAGGAAGGCACAGCAUCACAUCCCUGGAGCAGCUGGAGGACGGUGAAUCCUAUCUGUGCUCCCACAGCAGGAAGGUGCAGCCGGUGGACCUGGACAAGGCCCGCCAGCGCCCACGGCCUUGGCACAGCAGCCGGGCCAUCAGUGCUCAUGUGCACCACUCCCCCGCUGCUGCUCUGGGCCUGCAGCACACCCCGCGGAGGCUUGCUGUUUUCAGAAACGGCUACCCGAAAACCCAGUGUGUGAUUCUUCUGAGCAGGAGGAUCACCCAGAGCUUCGAGGCCUUUCUGCAGCACCUGACAGAGGUCAUGCAGUGCCGCAUAACCAAGCUCUACUCCACUCAUGGAAGGAAGGUUCCCAGUCUCCAGGCCAUGAUGCUGAGCUCUGGAGCUGUGGUGGCAGCAGGAAGGGAGCCAUUUAAACCAGGGAAUUAUGACAUCCAGAAGUACUUGCUUCCUGGUAGAUUACCAGGGAUCUCUCAUCGUGUGUAUGCCAAGGGAUAUACUAGGUCAGAAAGCAGGAAGAGUGGUAACUGGAAAGUUUCCAUAAUCACCAGUGACUUGCCAAAUGCAGGCACCAGCUCACAGGUUUAUAUUGUACUAUGUGGACAGCAUAGAAGUUCAGCCCCGAUAUAUCUUUAUGGAACAGAUGGAGCUCGAUUUCAGAAUGGCCAUGAAGAUGUAUUUAAUAUCACGGUUGGAGAUACUGGAACACUCUUUAAGAUUCGUAUUGGUCAUACCAACUCUGGAAUCUCCCCUUCCUGGCACUGUAAACAGAUACAUUUGUGGAACAUGAAUUCUGGGAAAAAGUUUUACAUACCUGUGCAACGAUGGUUGGCACGAGAUGAAGAAGAUGGGCAGAUCUGUCGAGAACUUCCUGUUUUAAACAAAGGACAACUCACUCUUCCCGUGACAGUAUAUGAAGUGCAUGUGGCAACAGGUGAGCUUUGGAAUGCUGGAACAGAAGCAAAUGUCUACAUUUCUGUCUAUGGGAAAAAGGGAGACACAGGAUCUAGACAACUAUUUCGAUCAAAGAACUCCAUCAGUUUUUUAAGAGGACAAACUGAUACCUUCUCCCUAGAAGCUGUGCACCUCGGGGAUUUGUACAGGAUAGUCAUAGGACAUGAUGGGCUUGGCCCAGGAAAUGGUUGGUUUCUUGAUGAUAUUGUAAUCAGGGAUCCCACAAACAACCAUGAAUAUGCCUUCUUCUGUCACAGAUGGCUCGAUCAAGGGGAAGAUGAUGGUAAAAUUGUUAGAGAACUAUAUGCCACGGAUAACAGUAUUAUCUCUGCAAGACAGAAGCUAGAACGUAGUAGAAAAGAAACAUGGGCUGCAGAGAGCUGGAAGUUUAAGAAGGGAAAUACUCUUCAAUUCUACAGCAGGCUUACUGGAGGCUUUGUCCGUCUGCAUCCAGAUGGCACAGUUGAUGCAGUUGGAGAGAAGACAGACAAAUAUGGUCUCUUUGAUGUUAUUUUCAACAAAGGAAAUAUAUGCAUAUUCCAAAGUCAUGAAAUAAGGCAUCUUUCUCUUUCUCUUGACAAUAGCUUUGUCACUGGAAUGGCUAGCGGUGGUGCCACCACUGAGCUGCGGGUGCUUUACCAGUCUAACCGCUGUGCACUUCUUGAAUCCUCACUGGUUCCUGGACACACAGUUAGUUUUGACUUUCAUGGCAAAAUAGCUGCUGAAUUAUCAACAUGCUACAAAGACCUUUCAAAAGAACUUGUGAUUUUUGUCAAGGGUGUGUUCCUCAACAGUGCUAUACUUAUACUUGCUACGAGCCUUUGCCAGGCCCUGUGUCUCCAGCCGAAUGGGAGCUGCACUGGAGUGGGAAGCCAGUCUGAAAAAUCCUACUGGAAAGUGCAUAAAAUCAGUGCUGGGAUUUGCAUGUUUGAAAGUGUGAAAAAUGCGCAGAUGUAUCUGAGGAUUAAGGAUGGCCAGUGUGAUGGAACAGGUACAGGAGAUAUUGACUGCCAUUUUAAAAUUAAGAAGAACUUUGAAAAUGCAUCUGUAAGCCUGGAAUCUAUAAAGAGCCCAGGGUUGUUUGUUGGACUUCAGUCAGAUGGACAGGCAAAAGCAGUUAUUUACACCAAGAAUGGGAAUGUUUUCUUCUAUCCACAAGUCAUCAAAUUUGGCAGAGAAAACCCAAUGGGGAUGUCUGCAACACCCAGCCAAGUGGAGGAGAAGAUUCGGGAGUCAAAAAAACAGAAAGAAUUACCACCAGAAAAUGAGGCCAGAGGUUCCUUGCUUCCUUCAACUACAAAAGAAAUCAGACCUUCCCAGAGCAGCAAGACUCUGCUGUCAGAAGAUGAAUGGAAAGUGUUAGUGCUGACGGGAGACACAGGGACUCAAGCCAACGUCACACUCUGGGUGUAUGGAGAUGAAGGAGUCACUGGACCAAUAAGUCUUAGCAAGGACAGCCCAGAGCAGCUCUUCCUUCCAAGACAGGAGGAUGAAUUUCAGGUUGAAAUAAGAGACAUUGGAGAGAUAUAUAAAAUAAGGAUAGGACAUGAUGGAACCAGCAAACAGCCUGAGUGGAACUUGCAGAGGGUGACUAUGCAGCAUAUGAAGAGCAAGAAGACCCUAGAUUUUGCAGCAAAUGCGUGGUUAUCUCGAAUUCAAGCUGAUGGGGAUGUUGUUUGUGAGCUUCCAGUCAUAAAAGGAGGGCAAGCUAUUUUUCCAUUAGUGAGAUACCACAUUGAUGUCCACACUGGGCAAUUGAAGCAAGCAGAUGCAGAGUCUGAGGUUUACCUCUGUCUCUAUGGGGAAAGGGGUGACUCUGGUCUUAGACUGCUGUACAAAUCCAACCUGCCAGUAAAAUUUCAAAGAGGACAGACUGAUACAUUUCAAGUAGAAGCAGUGUCUCUUGGCAAACUGAAGAAGGUGCUGUUGCGCUGUGAGGCCAGUGACAAGUCACAGUACUGGUAUUGUGAAAAGGUCAUCAUCCGAGAACCUGGCACUACAUCUGAGUCCAUCUUCACCUGUGAAAGAUGGCUUCCCUUUAUGUCUCAAGGCGUAAUUCAUUCAGAAAUUGAACUUUAUCUUCAAGAAAUGCAAAUAAAUCAUCAACAAGAGGAAGCAAAUGAAGGAGAUUGGAAGGUGACCAUUGUCACUGGGGAUCUUGAAAAUGCAGGCACCUCAGCAACAGUAUCCCUUUAUGUCUAUGGAGAAGCAAGAUGUUCAGGUCCAAUUAUUUUAGGUUCUGGAAAACACCAGCUGUUUAACCCCAACAGUGCAGACAUAUUCAAGAUUAAUCUUAAAGGUAUUGGUGAAAUCUAUAAAAUACGUAUUGGGCAUGACAACAGUGGAAAUGAUCCCAGGUGGUAUCUGGAAGAAAUCAGACUUGAAAACAUAGACACAUGUGAGCUGUUUUCUCUAACUGUUGAUUCUUGGAUAGCUGAGAAUGAAAACAAUGGUGAUCGAUGGAAAGAAAUGCCCAUUGUGAGAUCUAAUAAAGCAUCUUUGCCAGUGGUGGUUUACAAGAUCUACAUACACACUGGCAGGAAGCCAGGUGCUGAGACAGAAUCCAAUGUAUUUAUCAACCUCAUUGGCUCCAGAGGAGAUUCUGGGAAUCGAAGCCUUCAUCAGUCCAAAAAUAACAAAGUUAAGUUUCGGCGUGGACAGGUCGAUAUUUUUUCCAUUGAGGCAGUGUCACUUGGAAAGUUGAAGAAAAUUCUGAUUGGUCAUGAUGGCACAGGUCCAGGUAAUGGAUGGUUUCUUGAAAGUAUUAUUGUCAAAUAUGAAGAGGAAGCUGGUGAACAAGAGGUACUGUUUCCAUGCAACAGAUGGCUGGAUGAGUAUCAAGAUGACGGCAAGAUCAAACGGGAACUGCUUACAGAAAGUAGCCACAGUUCAAUAGGAGAGACUGGAUCUAUGGCCUUGUGAAAGGGCCAACCUGUGUCUCUUGCUAUAUUGUGACUUCAAAAAAACUAUUGAUCUGAUUGUGAUAGUGUGUUUUCUCUAUCCUUGUACUAGAGCAAACCCCUGAGCAGGUUCACUCUGUGCUAGACACCAUUAUUGCUUUGAAGAACUUCAAAAGUUGGGAGAAGCACCAGGCAACAACUCACCAGGAUCAGCCUGUAUCUGAAGUGCACAUAUUGUUUCUUCAUAUUGUUUCUCCUCCUACUUAUUCCUUCUCCUCCUUCUUCUCCUCCUCUUUCUCCUCUUCCUCUUCUACCUCUUUUGUUCCUCCUCCUCAUCCUCCUUCUUCUCCUCCUUCUUCCUUCUUUCAGGGAAUGACACCUAACAAGUGUACUGAAAUGUUUAGGUAUACUUUGUAGAAGGUAACUGAAGGGUGAAAAACACUUGAUUAUGGUAAAACAUUUCUAUACAAGAUAUGUUAAUUUUAAAGUGGAAGUCUUAUUCUUAUAUAAGGGAACCUCUCUUUUAGUAUAGGUGGUAAUAUCAAGAAGAAAAGGAAAAUAAGAAGCAAUCACUUUGAUUCAAUUACAUUCCUACUACAUUUCGUGCUGGUUCUCGUUAACUUGGUCUUUUGGGAGUUGGGCACUGAGACUGCAGUGGACAGCAGCAGAGGGAACAUGGAUUGAGACAGAUCUUCCAUCAUUACCCACUUCCCUCAAUUAGCUUCAAAUACUUGUCAACUUGAUGCCACAGGUGGCUUCUUCCAAUCAUUUAAAUUGGAUAAAAUUAAAUAAAACCCACUUGCCAGCCUGGGACAAAUCAUGUGUGGCUUUGACAUUAAAGACCUGUGUUGAAUCUUGAUCCAGACACUGUGAGGCAUUUAACCCAAUGGUUUGACUUCAGACACUGUAUUCACACACAGAGUGACCCUUUACAUAUGUACUGCCUUCUUCCAUCUGUUUUAGAUAUCCUCUGAAAUCACAUAUUUGGUCCCAAAUAGUCAAAUUUUGCACACAAUUUCACAGUUUUUGUCACAUACUGGUAC
Molecule: messenger RNA, 5346 nt
Organism: Phyllostomus discolor (pale spear-nosed bat)
Lineage: Eukaryota; Metazoa; Chordata; Mammalia; Chiroptera; Phyllostomidae
Gene: RP1
Product: RP1 axonemal microtubule associated
Biological process (GO): intracellular signal transduction
Molecular function (GO): protein binding
Source: RefSeq, a predicted model, not a curated record